Messenger RNA from Clunio marinus, 609 nucleotides. Lineage: Eukaryota; Metazoa; Arthropoda; Insecta; Diptera; Chironomidae. The record is from the annotation of a GenBank genome assembly.
AUGAAGGUUGCUGAUCAAAGGAUGAAUUUAAAGACAAUAAUUUUCAUAUUUUUAUUGACACAACCAUCUUCUCAAGCGGAAAAAGAAAAAACAAAAUCUUUUGUUGAAAAAAUUGAGCUAACUCAAAAUACAUCAAUUCUGGAAGUAAAAUAUUUUAUAAAUGAGACUGAAAAUGGUUCAUAUUCGUUAAGUUACAAUUUUACGGUUUUUGUAAAAGUCCAAAAUUUAUUCCUGCAAAAUUCUGUUAAUGUUUUAAGUGCUAAUGGAAAAUAUGAGCCAUUUAUGGGAAAAGGUGUUACGAAUUUGUGCAAGUUCUGGAGCAAUCGGAAAGGAAACAAAUUAAUACGCAUGCUUUUCGAUAAAAUUAAAGGCUACCGAAACCUUCCAAAGUCAUGCCCAAUCGAGCCGGGAUUUUACUAUACAAAAGAUGUCAUAUUUGAUGGAAAAAAUUUGGCAGCUCAAAAUAUUUGGGAUGUGAAAUUUAUGAUUGCAUUGGACUAUGGCACAAAAACUAAUGGAAAAAUGUUGUUUUUUUUGAAAUUAAAAAGAUCGCUUGAGUUUGGAACAAGAAAAGGAAAAGCUCAAAAAAAAGCUGUGACUAAAAUAUGA